Molecule: messenger RNA, 1150 nt
Organism: Drosophila obscura
Lineage: Eukaryota; Metazoa; Arthropoda; Insecta; Diptera; Drosophilidae
Product: histone H1-like
Exons: 2
Coding region: 103-1080 (325 amino acids)
Biological process (GO): nucleosome assembly
Cellular component (GO): nucleosome
Molecular function (GO): DNA binding
Source: RefSeq, a predicted model, not a curated record
GUCUGUCGCUUAGUCGUCGUCUUAGAUUCGUGUCGUUCACUUCUGUGUGUUUUUUUUAAAUUGUUAGCCACCAUUUUUUAUUUUUUAAAUAUUUUUUUGGCAAUGAAGAAGUUGCAAGUUAAGGCUCCGAGCAAUUCGCGCAAAGAAAUUGGCAGCAAAAUUUUCGCACAAAUGGAAUCUGCAUCCGCAUCCGCAUCCGAGUCGGAAUUCGAGUCGAAUGGCGAAGAGUCCGAGAAAGAUGAAGGAGAAGAAGAAGAGGAUGUGUCAGAUGCCCCAAAGAGUACUAAUGACGACAUUGGAUUUGACCGUGUGGGUCAUCCCGAGGCUUCAUCACCUUACCCCUUUCCCACUCCGCCGCCCGAUGCCGGAACGAGGAUGGCAGCGCGCAAGACCUCUGUGAUCUCGGAGAUACUUAUGGCCAUCGAAGCGUUGGAUAAUAAGGCCGGAUCAUCGGUUAAGGCCAUUGUCAAGUACAUGAAGAGCAAUGGUCACGAAGUGACUGACGAAAGUCGCUUUGGCAGGCAAGUGCUGCGGUCGCUUAAGCUCUGCAUUACCAAGGGGCAGGUGGAACAGAUUAAGCGUUCUUUUAAGCUCACAAAAGCACCCAAGAAUCGGCGUAAGUCAGUGGAGAAUUUGAGGGCACAUCAGGCACUGGAAAAGGCCAAGGAGAAAGCCAAAGAGAAGGAGCGAAAGGCGCAGGCCAAGAAGGAGGCCAAAGAGGCCAAGGACUCCGCAAAGGCGAUGGAAAAGGCAGCAAAACAACCCAGCAAAAAGAAGAAGGCUGCUGCAGAGGUCUCCAUUGAGAUGGUCUCCUCCCCAUCAGCGCCCACUGCGAAGAACAAUUCCAAGUCCAAGUCCAAGACCAGGGCCAAACAAAAUAAGCCACGAAAAUCGAUUGGAACUCUGGCCAAACCCAUGGUCAAGUCCAAGGUAAAUGUCAAGGCUGUUAAGCAGCUGGUGGCCGGCAAGGGCAAAGAUCUCUCCGAGCUCGGCGAUGAUCUCGACGCUGGAGCCAAUAUGCUGGAGGCGCAGGCCACCUCAACUCCCCAGCUGGUGGCAAAAGCUACGCGCAAGCGCUAGUAACGGGGUGCUUAAAUUUUCCCCUUUCUUUUGUAUGUUUAUUAUCAAGUUAAAUUAAUUGUUUUGUAAA